AUGCCUUCAAGGAAGAAAUGGCCAUUGAAGCUUUAUCUGUCGACCACAGAAGAAUCAAUUGGUAGAAUGCUUGCUCAGAAUAAUGAACUAGGGAAGGAACAAGCUGUUUACUAUUUAAGCAGAGUACUAACUGAUGUUGGAUGCAGAUAUUCUUCAAUUGAGAAACUUUGUUUAUAUUAUUCAGCUAUGAAAUUAAGAAUAUAUAUGCGGCUGGUUGAUAUUUACAUUCUUUGUCAAACUAAUGUGAUUAAAUAUAUGCUAUCAAGGCCAUUAAUCAAUGGCCGAAUAGUUAAAGGAAGGGUUCUGACUGAUUUCUUGGCCGAUCAUCCUUCAACUGAUAUUAAUCCACAGAAAUAUGAUGAAUUGGAGUCAUCAGCCAUAUUCCUAACUCCUUGGAUAUUGAUGUUUGAUGGAUCAAGCACGGCCGAUGGAGCAGGGACAGGUAUUGUUAUCAUUUCACCAGCCGAGAGAAAGACUUCAUUUUCAUUCUUCUUAGAUUUUAAAUGUUCAACUAAUCAGGCCGAAUGUGAAGCACUUAUAAUCGGCUUGGAAAUUCUAAUUGAAAUAACUGUUGGGGAUGUUAAGAUUUUGGAAGAUUCAAACUUGGUACUAAGUCAAAUUACUGAAGAUUUCAAAUGUUUAAGUUGGCAAUUAAGGCCGUUUCAUUCUCUGGCCACUUCAUUGUUGAAUCAAUUUAAUACUGUUCAACUUAAGUUCUGGCUGAGAGGACAGAAUAAGGAGGCUAAUACCAUGGCCCAAGCAGCCUUUGGAAUUAAGGUACCAAUUGGAAUGGAGGAUUGA
Cornus florida is the source of this 801-nucleotide messenger RNA. RefSeq lists its product as uncharacterized. Gene Ontology annotation, molecular function: nucleic acid binding; RNA-DNA hybrid ribonuclease activity. The record is from RefSeq and is a predicted model, not a curated record. NCBI's taxonomy places the organism in Eukaryota, Viridiplantae, Streptophyta, Magnoliopsida, Cornales, Cornaceae. The transcript is spliced from 2 exons. The coding region runs from base 1 to 801 and encodes 266 amino acids.